Molecule: messenger RNA, 4283 nt
Organism: Lampris incognitus (smalleye Pacific opah)
Lineage: Eukaryota; Metazoa; Chordata; Actinopteri; Lampriformes; Lampridae
Gene: smc4
Product: structural maintenance of chromosomes 4
Exons: 23
Coding region: 45-4112 (1355 amino acids)
Biological process (GO): mitotic chromosome condensation
Cellular component (GO): chromosome
Molecular function (GO): ATP hydrolysis activity; ATP binding; protein binding
Source: RefSeq, a predicted model, not a curated record
ACUGCGCUAGCGCGAAUAAACGUCAGAGAGAUGUGUCUUGAGCAAUGAUUAAAAGCUGGGCAAACAGGCUAGCUCCUUGUGACCAUCUUAAGUGGAGUUGUAAGAUUGACAGGCACAAAAACCACUCAUGGAUAUUCGUUUUUUUUCUUUUUUUUUCCUCCUUUUUUUUUUCUUUUUUUCUUUUUUUUACCAAUGAUUCCUUCAGACUUCAAAUCAUGCCAUCUAAAACGGUCAAGAGCUCAGCUGCCUCAGCCAAGCCAGGAGGGAAAGGGUCGCAGCCUCGGGAUGACUCCGAAGACGAGUUGGACGUACCCCCCAAAGAAACCCAUUCUAAUGACCAAGAGGAGGCACCGCCGACAACUGAGCCCUCCGACAGGGAGGGAGCCAAGGCAGUCGAUAAUCGAAGUUUGGAGGAGAUUCUCGGUAGCAUCCCUCCACCCCCACCCCCAGCAAUGACCAAUGAACCGGGUGCUCCUCGCCUGAUGAUAACCCAUUUAAUUAAUCGGAAUUUUAAAUCUUAUGCCGGCGAGCAGAUUCUGGGGCCUUUCCACAAGCGCUUUUCCUGCAUCAUUGGUCCAAAUGGGAGUGGGAAGUCCAAUGUGAUAGAUUCAAUGCUCUUUGUGUUCGGGUACAGAGCCCAAAAGAUCAGGUCGAAAAAGAUCUCUGUGCUGAUUCACAGCUCUGAUAAGCACAAAGAUGUACAAAGUUGCACUGUGGAGGUGCACUUUCAAAAGAUUAUUGACAAGGAAGGAGAUGACUACGAAGUCAUCCCCAACAGCGAGUUCUAUGUUUCGAGGACUGCCAACAAAGACAACUCCUCAGCCUAUCAUAUCAGUGGCAAGAAAGCCACUUUCAAAGAUGUGGGUGCUCUGCUACGAAGCCAUGGCAUUGACCUCGACCACAACAGAUUCCUGAUCUUACAGGGUGAAGUGGAACAGAUAGCUAUGAUGAAACCUAAGGGUCAGACAGAGCAUGAUGAAGGCAUGCUGGAGUACCUGGAGGAUAUUAUUGGCUCCUAUCGUCUGAAGGAGCCCAUCCAGACCUUGGCCCGCCGUGUUGAACUGCUCAAUGAGCAGAGGGGAGAAAAGCUAAACAGAGUGAAACUGGUGGAGAAAGAGAAGAAUGCUCUGGAAGGAGAGAAGAACACCGCCGUGGAGUUCCUCACUUUGGAGAAUGACAUCUUCAAGCACAAGAGCCAGCUGUGCCAGUACUAUGUUCAUGACCUGCAGAAUCAAGUGGUGGAAAAAGAGGGGGAAAAGCAGAGGAUCUUGGAGGACAACAAGGGGCUCGCAGAGAAAACUGCAGAGAUCACACAGGAAAUGGAGAAAAAGAACACCGAGCUAAAAGAUGUGGAGAAGAAACAUAACGAACUGACAAAGUACAUUGAGGCUCAGAAGGAGAAGUUCACUCAGCUGGACUUGCAGGAUGUAGAGGUGCGCGAGAAGCUCAAACACGCCAAGAGCAAGACCAAGAAACUGCAGAAGCAGCUGGAGAAGGACAAAGAGAAGCUGGAGGAGGUGCGCAAUGUACCAGCCAGCAGUGAGAAGGUUAUCGCAGAGGCAACUGCUUGCAAGGAAGGGCUGGAGAAGCAAAAGGUGAAAGAAGAGGAGAAGCUUAAGGAGGUGAUGGAGAGUCUGAAGGAGGAGACCAGCGGCCUGCAGCAGGACAAAGAAGCCAAGGAGAAGGAGCUGUUGGAACUGAGUAAGGCGGUGAACGAGACGCGUUCAUGCAUGGACCUGGCCCAGUCUGAGCUGGACAUCUACUUGAGCCGUCACAACACGGCCAUCACCCAGCUCAACACGGCCAAGCAGACCCUGCAGACAACAUCUGACACCCUGCAGGAGAGACGCGCUGCCAUCAAGGAUCUACAGGUCAAGAUACCACAGUUUGAAAAGGACCUCAAAAAGGACGAAGCAGAGCUAGAGCAGCUCAUCAAGGUGGACAAAAACGACAGGGAUGUGGUGAGAGACAUGAGGCAAAAGGUGGAGGAAGCCAAAUGCUCCUUAUCAUCCAACCGGAGCCGAGGCAAGGUCCUGGAUGCCCUCAUGCAGCAGAAAAAGAGUGGCAAAAUCCCUGGCAUCCUGGGGAGACUGGGGGACCUUGGGGCCAUAGAUGAAAAAUAUGAUGUGGCCAUUUCCUCCAGCUGUGGUGCUCUGGACAACAUUCUGGUUGACACUAUUGACACUGCACAGAAAUGUGUCACCUUCCUUAAAGCCCAAAAUAUUGGGGUUGCUACCUUUAUUGGUCUAGACAAGAUGAAGGUGUGGGAAAGGAACAUGGCUCCAAUCUCCACGCCAGACAACGCCCCUCGCCUUUUUGACAUGGUGCGGGUUAAAGAUGAGAGUGUGAAGCCAGCCUUCUACUUUGCCUUGAGGGACACCCUGGUGGCCAAGGACAUGGAGCAGGCCACGCGGCUCGCUUUCCAGAAGGACAAGCGUUGGAGAGUAGUCACCCUGCAGGGACAGAUUAUUGAGAUAGCCGGCACCAUGACUGGAGGAGGACGAGUAAUGAGGGGCAGAAUGGGAUCUUCCAUCGGCACUGAGGUUUCCCAGGAUGAGCUGGAUCGUAUGGAGAGCAAGCUGAAUGAAAGGGUGGUGCAACUGCAGAGCUGCCAGGAGAGGAGGAUGCAACUGGAGGAGAAAGUCCAGCGCCUCAGUCCACAGCUCCGAGACAUGAAGAACACCCUGGAGAAAUACACCAACAGCAUGACUAGUCUAGAGGAGCAGGAGGCCCACCUGAGACCUCAGAUCAAGGAGCUAGAGGCUAAUGUUCUGGCUGCUGCCCCAGACAAGGCCAAACAGAAAAAGAUGGAGAAGAGCUUGGAUGCCUUUAAAAAAGACUACGAGGCAGCAUCCGGUAAGGCUGGGAAGGUGGAGGCAGAGGUGAAAAGGCUUCACAACCUGAUCGUGGAUAUCAACAGCCACAAGCUGAAGGCCCAGCAGGACAAGCUAGACAAAGUCAACAAAGAGCUGGAUGACUGCUCCUCAGCCAUCACCAAGGCCCAGGUGGCCAUUAAGACUGCCAGACGAAACCUGAAGAAGUGUGAGGACUGUGUUAGCCGUGUGCAGGGGGAGCUGGAGGAGAAUGAGAAGUCGAUGACUGAAAUGAUGGCGCAGCUGAAGAAGCUGGAGGACAAGGCUGGAGAGAUCAUGAAGGCCUGUCAGGAGGCUGAGGCAGCACUACCUGAGGUGCAGGAGCAGUACCAAGGCGUAAUGAAGGAGAUCAAGGCCCUGCAGCAGCAGGAGCAUGCCCUCCAGGAGGAAUCCCUCAGUGUGCGCCUCAGCAUCGAGCAGAUAGAGACCACCAUCACAGAGAACAACAACAAGAUGAAACACUGGAAGAAGGAGGCCUCCAAACUCUCCCUCCACGCCAUUGAUGAAAAGCCAGUUGAGGAGCUCCCUGUUCUCACACCCGCUGAGCUUGAGGCCAUCAAAGAUGUCAGCAUCAUCACCAACAAGAUCUCCCUGCUGGAGGCCCAGUGUGCUCAGAUGAAGCCUAACUUGGGAGCAAUUGCCGAGUACAAGAAAAAGGAGGAGCUGUACCUGCAGCGCGUGGCCCAGCUGGAUGAGAUUACCACAGAGAGAGACAACUUCAAACGUGGCUAUGAGGACUUGCGCAAGCAACGCCUCAAUGAGUUCAUGAACGGCUUCAACAUCAUCACCAGCAAGCUUAAGGAAAACUACCAGAUGUUGACACUAGGGGGUGAUGCAGAGCUUGAGCUUGUGGAUAGUUUGGACCCCUUCUCUGAGGGCAUCAUGUUUAGUGUGCGUCCCCCGAAGAAGAGCUGGAAGAAGAUCUUUAACUUGUCGGGAGGAGAAAAGACCCUUAGCUCACUGGCCCUGGUGUUUGCUCUGCACCACUUCAAACCCACCCCCCUCUACUUCAUGGAUGAGAUAGAUGCUGCUCUGGACUUCAAGAAUGUGUCCAUUGUGGCCUGUUACAUUUAUGAACAAACCAAGAACGCUCAGUUUAUUAUCAUCUCCCUGAGGAACAACAUGUUUGAGAUCGCAGAUCGUCUCAUUGGCAUCUACAAAACCCACAACACCACCAAGAGCGUAGGCAUCAACCCAAAGACCAUCGUCUUCAAGGAACUUGACGCUGGCACUGCUUAAAUCUGUGGAGGACCUGAGCAUCUGGUCCAGUCUUUUUUUAACUUUUUAACUUUCACACAUGUAAAUUAGGACAUUUUAUGUAUAUUUUAUCUGUUCUUUUCUAUUAAGUUGACUGCUAUCAUGAAUGCUGCUAUUCUGUUUGUCAAAAUGAAUAAAUGUUUCUAAUCUUAU